AUGCAGAUGCAGGCCCAACUAACCACUCUAACCGAGUUGGUGCGUGGGCUAAUGACCGUGGUGGAGCGCUUAGAUGGAAGGAACUCCAUGCCGCCAUUAGAGGACGCCCCGAGGCCGCAGAGACCUGCUGCUACUGGAGAUCUGAACCACGGUGACCACCCACAUAUCCAAGAAGGAACCGAAGAUAGUGAGAAUCACCGGGGCCCUCCUAGGCCUCGGCCUUCCCAAUCCCCCGGCAGCCGUUUGGGAGCCGUCGGACUCCGAGAUCCCGAAGACCGGGUACCGAGAGGUCCAGGGAACCCCGAGGGGCUAUCCCAGAAUCCAGGUGGAAACCCGCCAGGAGACUCAGGCUCAGUGCAGGUAGGCGGCCAGGCCCGAGGCGGCCCCAACGUUCAGAGGGCGGAAGCGUCAAGAGUAGCCGGCUCGGCCAUUUCGACAGAAGAAGCACGCGCCAUCAUGGAACGUAUGGCCAGCCUGGAGCAAAAACUGACAGGGGACGUGGCGGGCCUGAAAAAGAAUAUAGGUCGUGUGGCUGAGGUGGUAAACGUCGAUAUCACGCCCAGUCGCACACAUGACCAUCCGUUUACCAAAGAAAUAAUGGCACCCCCUCUCCCCGAUAAAUAUAGGUCACCGUCAAUCCUGCCAUAUGAUGGGCGAGGAAAUCCCGACAACCAUCUGGAGAUGUACACUGGGCACAUGCUCUUACAUGGUUACGCUGAUGAGAUCAUGUGCCGAGCCUUUCGAAACCAUUUGACGGAUUUUGCCUGGAGGUGGUUCCGAACGCUGAAGCCAAACUCUAUCUCGAGCUGGGACGAGUUGAAGGAAGCGUUUUCCCUCCAAUUCAUAGGGGUCAAAAAGUAUGUCCCCCCAAAGCAGAAUCUGACGACGAUAUACCAAAAGCCAAACGAGUCACUGAGGGAAUGA
Morus notabilis is the source of this 924-nucleotide messenger RNA. RefSeq lists its product as uncharacterized. Lineage: Eukaryota; Viridiplantae; Streptophyta; Magnoliopsida; Rosales; Moraceae. The coding region runs from base 1 to 924 and encodes 307 amino acids. The record is from RefSeq and is a predicted model, not a curated record. The transcript has a single exon.